Talaromyces rugulosus is the source of this 2580-nucleotide messenger RNA. RefSeq lists its product as uncharacterized. Gene Ontology annotation, cellular component: mitochondrion. The coding region runs from base 1 to 2580 and encodes 859 amino acids. The transcript is spliced from 4 exons. Gene Ontology annotation, molecular function: carnitine O-acetyltransferase activity. NCBI's taxonomy places the organism in Eukaryota, Fungi, Ascomycota, Eurotiomycetes, Eurotiales, Trichocomaceae. Gene Ontology annotation, biological process: carnitine metabolic process. The record is from RefSeq and is a predicted model, not a curated record.
AUGUCUUACUCAACCCUCGCAGUCAAAAUUCUCAACACCAUGUCCUCGGCUGGAGGCGGCGAAGCCAUCCUGCCCUCGAAACUGCAACAUCAUCCAACAGAGUCACCCGAGCUGCAGGCCAUUGGUAGUACCAUGGAGCCUGCGCAGAGACAAAGCGUGACGACGUCGUCAAACACAGAACAGCAACAGCAGCAGCAGCAGCAGCAAAAGCAAGAUUCAAAACAGGGCGUCACGUUUGCGAACCAGGACUCGCUGCCCAAGUUGCCGAUUCCGGAUCUUGAAAGUACAUGUCGAAAGUAUAUCGAAUCCUUGGUGCCGCUGCAGACACCCAGAGAGCACGAGGAAACCAAGGCUUCGGUGUACGACUUUCUCAAAUCUGAGGGGCCGGAGCUGCAGGAGAAGCUGAAAAAGUAUGCUUCGUACAAGACGAGCUAUAUUGAGCAGUUUUGGUAUGAUUCAUACUUGAAUUUUGACAACUCUGUCGUUCUGAAUCUGAACCCGUUCUUCCUGCUGGAAGAUGACCCAACUCCGGCACGAAACAACCAACUUACCCGGGCCUCCUCGCUCGUUUCGUCUGCUUUGUCCUUUGUCCGUGCAGUCCGCAGAGAGGAGCUGCCGCCGGACAAGGUCAAGGGGACGCCGCUGUGUAUGUUUCAGUAUUCGCGACUCUUUGGCACCGCGCGUGUGCCCACGGAGAAUGGAUGCAUUAUCGGGCAGAACCCGUCUGCGAAACAUAUUGUGGUCCUCUGCCGAGGUCAGUUUUACUGGUUUGACGUCCUUGAUGACCACAAUGAUAUCAUCAUGAGUGAGAAAGACAUCACUCUCAAUCUCCAAGUCAUCCUCGACGACGCCCAGCAGACCCCGAUCCAGGAAGCAGCCAAGGGCGCUCUCGGCAUUCUGAGCACAGAAAACCGCAAAGUCUGGUCCGGGCUACGAGACCUGCUGACCAAAGAAGAAGGCUCGAACAAUGCUGAGUGUUUGCACAUCGUCGACAGCGCCAUCUUCGUUCUCUGUCUCGACCACAUGGAGCCCACCAGCACGGCGGAGCUGUGCGGCAACAUGCUCUGCGGCACAAACGAAAUCGUGCGUGGCGUGCAGAUUGGAACGUGCAUAAAUCGGUGGUACGACAAACUGCAGAUUAUCGUGUGUCAGAACGGCAGUGCGGGCAUCAAUUUCGAGCACACGGGUGUUGACGGCCACACGGUGUUGCGCUUUGCCAGCGAUGUUUAUACCGAUACUAUCCUCCGCUACGCAAAGACGAUCAACGGGCAGGCGCCCUCGCUGUGGGCGUCGACAAGCCCAGACCCGUCCAAGCGCGAUCCUCGCAGCUUUGGAAACGUGAGCACGACGCCGCGCAAGCUCCAGUGGGACAUGAUUCCCGAGCUUAGCAUUGCUCUCCGCUUCGCCGAGUCGCAUCUGGCAGAUCUGCUGCAUCAGCAUGAGUUUCAAGUGCUGGAUUUCUCGGGCUAUGGCAAGAAUUUUAUUACUUCCAUGGGCUUCUCGCCAGACGCGUUUGUCCAAAUGGCGUUUCAGGCGGCUUACUACGGGCUGUAUGGCCGUGUGGAAAACACAUACGAACCGGCCAUGACCAAGAUGUAUCUGCACGGGCGCACCGAAGCUCUACGGCCCGUGACAAAGGAGUCGGUUGACUUUGUCAAGACGUUUUGGGGCGACAACCCCAUUGAGCAAAAAGUCGAUGCUCUGCGCAAGGCCACUAAUAGACAUGUCGCCAUGACCAAGGAGUGCUCGAAAGCACAGGGUCAGGAUCGACACUUGUAUGCGCUGUACUGCGUCUGGCAGCGGUCCUUUGACGAAGACUCGUCGUCUACCACCACGAACGGCGCUGCCUCUCCUUCCUCGAAUAGUGUCGUAGCCGACGGUGACUCCAUUAGCAGCGCGCUCUCCUCCUCGCCCAUCCCAUCUGACGACGGCGCCUAUACAGCAAGCAUGGCCAGCAACACGAGCAACAACAGCAGCAGCCCACGCUUCCGCACCAUUCCUUCCACGCCAGCCAUUUUCAACGACAACGGCUGGGACAAGAUCAACAACACCGUCCUCUCCACCUCCAACUGCGGCAACCCGGCCCUGCGCCAUUUCGGGUUUGGUCCAACCUCUGGCGACGGGUUCGGUAUUGGGUACAUUAUCAAGGACGACUCCAUCUCCAUCUGCGCAUCUUCCAAACACCGCCAGACUUCGCGCCUGAUGGACACGCUCGAGUCGUAUUUGCUCGAGAUUCGCAAGUUACUGCGCACAAUCAGCCGCAAGACAACCGCGACUAGUCCGCGCACGAGCCGCGCGAGGGAGAUGGAGAUGCUUUCGGAGAGGUUGGAUAAUAGGCGUGGCAGGUUGAUUAGGCAGGAUACGAGCCAUCAUGGGCGUACUGCUGGUGUUGGGAAUGGUGCAGAUACGCCGACGACGGAUAGUGGCGAGGUUGAGGAUGAUGGGAUGGGUGGUUACGGCUUCUUUGACGCUGGAAUGCUACUGCACGCGCUCAAAGGCGUGCAGGCUGAUCGAGACCGUGUCGAGAAGCCUGCGCGCCGGCGGCCGGUGGGGAAGAAACUGCAGUUGGCCGAGUACUGA